GAAUAACACACGGCCAGUGUUUCCGCACGGAGCGUUUCGGACGCUGCACAGGGAAGAUGAUGAACGAGUGGAGUCCUGUGGCGAGGGUUUAUGAUGCCCUCAAAGCAGGCAGUAUAGAUGGGACAGAUGUUGAACCCCAUGACAAAGCUGUCUGGAGGGCCAUGAUGGCCCGCUACAAGCCUAACAAGGGUGUUACCGGUGACCCUCACCUCACACUGUUCGUCUCUCGCCUGAAUCCACAGACAUCCGAGGAAAAGCUCCAGGAAGUCUUCUCAAAGUUUGGAGACAUCCGCAAGGUACGUCUGGUCCGAGACAUCGUGACGGGUUUUUCCAAACGCUAUGCUUUCGUAGAGUACAAGGAGGAACGUUCGGUGAAGAGAGCUUGGAGAGACGCCAACAAGCUGGUUGUGGAUCAGUACGAGGUCUUUGUGGACUUCGAACAGGAGCGCACGCUGCAGGGAUGGAUCCCACGACGACUCGGAGGGGGUCAAGGCGGCAAGAAAGAAUCCGGUCAGCUGAGAUUCGGAGGCAGGGACAGACCUUUUAGGAAGCCCAUUAAUUUGACUUCCAUGAUGCCUCAGAACAGAUCAGCGGAUAGGUGGGAAGGGGCCAGCGGGAGAGAGGAGAGGCAGAGGGAUGCUGCCCAGGAACAGGACAGGGAACAUGGACGGUGGCGGGACAGGAAAAAUGAUUGGAACGAUAGAGGCAACUACAAAGAGAAAAGAGAUUACAGACAUCACAGGGACAGAAGCAGAGAGAGAGAUUUCUACAGAAAGGAAGACAGACGACACAGAGACUCACACAGAGAUUAUGACUAAACUUGAACACGCUUUUAUAACUCCAUAUGCAUUGAAGAACUUUAGUUUGUAUUUUGUUUUACAGUUUGUAACCUCUGUUCUCGGUUGAAUUCAGAUUACAGGAGUAGUUCAUCCAUGAGUGAAAACUUUUUUUUCCACUCCUAUGGCAUGCCUGUUAUUUCUUUUAGCCGUGGAACAAAGUUUAAGGGAUCUUCACACCACUUUUUUUUUUUU
This is a messenger RNA of Paramisgurnus dabryanus, 1031 nucleotides long. RefSeq names its product small nuclear ribonucleoprotein 35 (U11/U12) (gene snrnp35). The record is from RefSeq and is a predicted model, not a curated record. Lineage: Eukaryota; Metazoa; Chordata; Actinopteri; Cypriniformes; Cobitidae. Gene Ontology annotation, cellular component: precatalytic spliceosome; U12-type spliceosomal complex. Gene Ontology annotation, molecular function: mRNA binding; snRNA binding. Gene Ontology annotation, biological process: mRNA splicing, via spliceosome.